AUGUUUAAAUCAUUAACAAGAAUUGUUCAUGUCAGUCCACCAUUGAUUGGUAGAUUGACUGUGGGCUCAAUUGUAAAGAAUGGAAUGAUGAGACAAUCAUUGUGGGCUAGUUUUUUGAUUAACAAAAGAUUUGGUAGUGAUAUCUCCAACCUUAAAAAAGAAUCUGAUAAGAAUGAAGUAGAUGAUAGUUCUUCCACCACAGGUGUUGUAGAUUUAUCAUCAUCAGAAAUUCUUAUGUAUUAUGAUCAUAUAUACUCCAGUACUAUUUCAAAGUAUCGUAUCAAACAAUAUCUUGCUAUGCUUUUACCAGGUAAGAGCCAUGAAGAAUUAAAGGCUAAAGUUAAAGCAUUGUCAACUUCUGAAGAGAACCCUUUACCCGAAGAAGCUACCAUAUUGGAAUUUAUACCUGUUAGAAGAGAUGGUGGUGCUUUUGUUAAAUAUCAAGUACCACCCGGAAUGACAAAGAAGGAGCUUACUAAAAUCAUUGUGGAUAACAUGAAAUUCCAUAAAAUUACCUUUGAUCAGAACUUAUUCAAAAGAUACUAUAACCAACUUGUUCAUACAUAUCCUAAAUGCUAUGAAGUCAAAGGUACUCCAUGGAUUGAAGAUUUACAAAGAUUUCCUUCGUCUAUUUUAUCAGUCAAGUUUGAAGGAUCUGCUUUAACCGAAGAAGAAUUAUAUAUGCUUUUCAGAAGAUAUGGUAGAAUUAUUGAUAUUGAACCUGGUAGCCCAUCUACCAUCAAAUUCAGAUAUUUAAGAGCAGCCAUUUGUGCUAAAAAUUGUAUUACUGGUAUUUCCUUAGAUGGUGGUAAGACAACGUUGCAUUUACAAUAUCAACCUGAUCUUAAAGUCAAUAAGAUUGGAGAAUUCAUCAGUAAUCAUCAAAGAAUUGCCAUUCCAAUUAUCUUGGCUAUAAUUGCCGGGGUUGCUGUGUUAAUUUUCGAUCCUAUUAGACAGUUUUUCAUUGAAGAGAAGAUCGCUCAUAGAUUUUCUUUGAGUACUUAUAGAAAUAACCGGUACUUCAAGUUUAUUAUGGCACCUAUUCUCCAAGUAGAAAAAGUGUUUUUCAGUGGUUAUGAUUAUAUCGGAGAAAAGUUAAAUUCUGAAUGUCAGAAAGACGUUAUCAGUAACGAAAGUGAUUUGGAUGAUGAUUCUAGUAUUGAAGGUGAUAAUUUAUGGAAUGAGAGGUAUGAAAAGAUCAAACAACUCAAGUUAUGGAUUCUUGAAAAUGUAGGUACUUUCAUUAUCAUUAAUGGUCCUAAAGGUGCCGGUAAGAAAGAGUUAGUGAUUGAUAAUACUUUGAUGGAAGAUGAAAACUUGAGGAAAAAGAUCUUGUACUUGGAUGUCGAUGCUAUGGUAAAAUCACGAAGUGAAACCAAAUUAAUUGAAAAUGUUGCUAGUCAAUUGGGUUAUUUCCCUGUAUUUGGGUGGCUCAAUCUGAUGUCACAAUUUAUUGAUUUAGGGGUUCAAAGUUUCACUGGUCAAAAAUCAGGAUUAAGUGAAAGUAAAGAGACUCAAAUCAAGAACAUGUUUACAUUAGCAAGUCAAGCUAUCAAAUCAGUAGCUUUAAGUGAGUAUGAUUCUUACAAAGCUGAAGUUAUGAAAAAGAGAACCAGACAAGAACAUAGAUUAAGAGCUAAUCCUGAUUUGGAUAUCAAAUUAGAAGAAGUUAUGAAGGAAGAUGAAUAUUUACAACAACACCCUGAAGUCAAACCUAUUGUUGUCAUAAACAAAUUCAGUUCUAAAGCAGAUAAUCAUGAUUUUAUUUAUAAGAUGAUCAGUGAUUGGAGUGCCAGCUUGAUUCAAAGUAAUUUGGGUCAUGUGGUAUUCAUUACCAAUGAUAUUGGUUCACUCUCCCAUUUGAAUCAAGCAUUACCUAAUCAAGUGUUCAAAGUUCUUUCUUUAAACGAUGCCAAUGAGAAGGGAAGUUAUAAUUAUGUGAUGAAUCAAUUGAAAGAUUUGACAAGGUACGAAAAAUUUGAUUCUUCAUUGAUUUCUAAAUGUUUGAAACCUUUAGGUGGAAGAAUGUUAGAUUUACAAAGUUUUAUUAGACGUGUAAGAUCAGGUGAAAGUCCUCAAGAAGCUUUAGAUGAAUUGGUGAAUCAAGCUGUUGAACAAAUAACCAAUUUCUUCUUACAUAAUCUGACUACUAAAGACGAUACCAAUUUCAAGAAUUGGUCACCAACGGAAGUUUGGGAGUUGAUCAAGUUUUUAUCGAAUUCCGAUUCCAUCAGUUUCAAUGAAUUGACCAGCAAGUCAUCUUUAUUCAAGAAUGAUAAUUCUUCCUUGGAAGUUUUAUCAUCUUUGGAAAAAAAUGAUUUGAUUACUUUGAAACGUGAAAAGGGUGUUAUUCAUCAUAUUACUACUGGAAGACCAAUUUAUAAAGCUGCUUUUAAGAAUAUAAUCGAAGAUGAAGAGAUCUUUAGAGGUUUUGAAUCUAAUUUCUUGAGUAAUUUGAUUAGUGUUGAAACCACUAAAUUGAAGAAAUAUGAAGCAGAAUUAAGUUCAGUUGAUUUCGUGCAAUUGAAUAUCAAAAACAGAAUGAAAUAUCUUAUUGAUGGUAUUGAAGCAUCUAAUGAAAAGAUUAUUGGAUACGAAGCUAAGGUUAAAGAAUUGAAAACUAAAAAGAAAGAAGAGCCAUUUUGGAAAAUAGUUUGA
Yamadazyma jaroonii is the source of this 2658-nucleotide messenger RNA. NCBI's taxonomy places the organism in Eukaryota, Fungi, Ascomycota, Pichiomycetes, Serinales, Debaryomycetaceae. The record is from the annotation of a GenBank genome assembly.